UCAAACGGCCACACUGCACCUAAUAAAAGACAAAAAAUUGCAAUUUGGCAAAGUUUUAUCGGCUUUAAUUAUCAAAUUUCUACGUUUAAAUUGCGGAAAUGUGUUAGUCUACGUAUAAUUGACGAAGGUCACCGAACAGACAGCAUCAGGAGGCCACAAGGCUUGUGGGUGGCAGCAAACAAAGGGGCGAGUCAACCGAAUAAAGCAAACAUCUCGCGCACACAAACACACACACCGUCAAACAUCUUGACAAACAAACAGAGAACCUGGCUGAGACGCAGAAAGUGAUAUAAGUUGAAAGGCCAAGCAACUAAUUCGAUUGCCAGUCCAGGAACACGAGCGUGAACGCUGCUCGUUGCGCCAGGGAAUAACCGAAGGUCAGCAAGGUGUCUGCCUACGAAAGCAUGGACUUGCAGCAUAUGGAGAAUGGCCUCAGUGGAGGGGGCGGAGGAGGAGGAGGUGGAGGUGGAGGCGGUGGUCUCAGUGAAAUAGACUUCCAAAGGCUGGCGCAAAUCAUAGCCACCAGCAUCCAGAAGGUGCAGCAGAAUGUUUCCACCAUGCAGCGCAUGGUAAAUCAACUGAACACGCCCCAGGAUUCCCCGGAACUGAAGAAGCAACUCCAUCAAAUAAUGACCUACACCAAUCAGCUGGUGACCGACACAAACAAUCAAAUCAACGAGGUGGACAAGUGCAAGGAGCGCCACCUGAAGAUCCAACGGGACCGACUGGUCGAUGAGUUCACGGCGGCACUGACCGCCUUCCAGGCCGUCCAGCGCAAGACUGCGGACAUAGAGAAGAGCGCGCUGCGGCAGGCGCGGGGGGACAGCUACAACAUUGCCCGGCCGCCAGGCUCCUCGCGCACCGGCAGCUCUAACAGCAGUGCCAGUCAGCAGGACUCCUUCUUCGAGGACAAUUUCUUUAAUCGCAAAUCAAACAACCAGCAGCAGCAACAGAUACAGACGCAGAUGCAGGAGCAGGCGGAUCUGCAGGCGCUUGAGGAGCAGGAGCAGGUCAUCCGAGAGCUGGAGAGCAAUAUUGUGGGCGUCAACGAGAUAUACAAGAAGCUGGGGGCCCUGGUCUACGAGCAGGGACUGACGGUGGACUCUAUUGAGUCGCAGGUGGAGCAGACAAGCAUUUUCGUUUCGCAGGGCACCGAGAAUCUGCGCAAGGCGAGCUCUUACAGGAACAAGGUGCGCAAGAAGAAGCUGAUCCUGGUGGGCAUCCUGGCCGCCGUGCUGCUGGUCGUCAUCUUGAUACUCGUCUUUCAGUUCAAGAACUAAGCUAAAUCCGAAUCAUUCAAACCAAAACUAGUAAAUAUUGUUGUGAAAAGACAAGAGUUGCCGCAUACAGGCCCCUAACCCCCUAACACACCCCACCCUUGGACCUUAGGCGCAUUUGUGGCUUCAGAAAAAAACCUUAAACCUCCACUUCCACUACUUGGCUAGAGAUCGAGCAACUCGGUAACUAAGGCAAAGGCAAGGAGUAUUCACCGAACAAGUGCAUAUACGUUAUAUUCGCUUUAAAAUUAUAUAUUAUCUUAUCUUUUAUAUUGUCUGUACUAUUAUUAUUACGCACCCUGUAUAUUGAUAUAUUGAUUAACAACUGUGUUGGCUGCAAAUUCAAAACAAUAUGUUCCGAAACUCAUUCGCCAGCGCUUAAUAUAUGGUAUUUAGAAAUAAGAAUAGGCAGAGAGGAAGAUCCAUACAAUCCAUGUACGAAAAAUGAAAUAAUAAACACAAGAAAACCGA
Drosophila kikkawai is the source of this 1748-nucleotide messenger RNA. It is a transcript of the gene Syx7, whose product is annotated as syntaxin 7. Gene Ontology annotation, biological process: vesicle-mediated transport; intracellular protein transport; vesicle fusion. Gene Ontology annotation, molecular function: SNAP receptor activity; SNARE binding. Gene Ontology annotation, cellular component: SNARE complex; endomembrane system; membrane. The record is from RefSeq and is a predicted model, not a curated record. NCBI's taxonomy places the organism in Eukaryota, Metazoa, Arthropoda, Insecta, Diptera, Drosophilidae.